AUUAUAAUGCAAGAAGCCCCCUUUUUAACCACAAACCGAAUUUUCUUUCAUUUAGGUGAUCUAUAUAUAUCUAUAUCGUAUAGCUUAUAGCUUAUAUCUAUUUUAAAUAACUUAAAGCCGCUAAAAUUUGGGGGGGAACAGCUUUCGCCCUGGAGCGGUGCGCGAUGCUGUCUCAUGCCGACCUCCUGGACGCCAGGCUAGGUAUGAAAGAUGCCGCCGAGCUUCUGGGCCACCGGGAGGCGGUGAAGUGUAGGCUGGGCGUGGGGGGCUCCGACCCCGGGGGCCAUCCGGGGGACCUGGCACCCAACUCUGACCCAGUGGAGGGAGCCACUCUGCUGCCCGGGGAGGACAUCACCACAGUGGGCUCUACUCCGGCCUCGCUGGCGGUGAGCGCCAAAGACCCGGACAAGCAGCCCGGGCCCCAGGGCGGCCCGAACCCCAGCCAAGCCGGCCAGCAGCAGGGCCAACAGAAGCAGAAGCGCCACCGGACGCGCUUCACCCCCGCACAGCUCAACGAGUUGGAGAGGAGCUUCGCCAAGACUCACUACCCCGACAUCUUUAUGCGUGAGGAGCUGGCACUGCGUAUCGGGCUGACCGAGUCCCGAGUGCAGGUCUGGUUCCAGAACCGACGCGCCAAGUGGAAGAAGCGCAAGAAGACGACCAACGUGUUCCGCGCGCCCGGCACACUGCUGCCCACGCCAGGCCUGCCUCAGUUCCCGUCGGCUGCCGCCGCCGCUGCCGCCGCCAUGGGCGACAGCCUGUGCUCUUUCCACGCCAACGACACCCGCUGGGCGGCGGCCGCCAUGCCUGGCGUGUCACAGCUGCCUCUGCCGCCGGCGCUGGGCAGGCAGCAGGCCAUGGCGCAGUCGCUGUCCCAGUGCAGCCUGGCGGCCGGGCCGCCGCCCAACUCCAUGGGCCUGUCCAACAGCCUGGCGGGUUCCAACGGCGCGGGGCUGCAGUCGCACCUCUACCAGCCCGCCUUCCCCGGCAUGGUGCCCGCCUCCCUCCCCGGCCCCAGCAACGUCUCCGGUUCGCCCCAGCUCUGCAGCUCCCCGGACAGCAGCGACGUGUGGCGGGGCACCAGCAUCGCCUCCCUCCGCCGCAAGGCGCUAGAGCACACAGUCUCUAUGAGCUUCACUUAAUGCAGCCGCGCCCCGGCCCGCUCCGCCCCCAGCACCGCCCCCGGGGCCUCCCUGAGGCCCUUCCGGCGCGCAUCCGGACCCCGGACCCCUGCCCCGUCCCGCCCCGGCCUUCGCCCCGUCUCGUUUCGUCCUCGCCUCUCUCUUCCACUCGCUAGGGCUCACCCCAAGCCCCAGCCCGCGAGGCCUCCCCUCCGCCUGAUUUCGAUCGCCCGCGGUUCCCCGUCUCCCGGCCGCCCCUCUUCCCUUCCCACCCAGCUGCGCCCCCGGCCCGGUCUCCAGGGCCUCAGCCCACCCUUCCCGCCACCCUGGCCUCCCUGCUCGCGCUGGCCGUGCUCGCGCCCUCCUCUCGGCCUUCUGACUGGCGGCGUUCCCACCCACACCUUCGACCCGACGCCUACGACCCCCCUCGCCCGCCGCCUCCCCUCCGGUCCCCUCUUUCCCCACACUUCGCGACCCUCCUCCCGCGCCCGGCAAAAAGCAUCCUUCCCGCCAUUUUACGUACCAGGGAGUCGACUCAGGAUCUGAAAUCAGACACCAAUGGACUGGUUUGUGGGCAGAAACACACACACUCGCACUCUCGCUCACGCUCAGACGCUACACACGCGCGCGCACAAGACACGGUGCACCUAGGUCACACACGGACGUGUUCAAGGGACAGCACAAUGUUAGGGAUUUUUGUCUUAAAGGAGGACAAGCAUCUGCUACCAACCGCCUCAUCUGAGGGCCCAACCGAUAUGAUUUGAUUUAUCCUUGUACUCUCCGAGCUCCUGUCUUUCUUUCCUCUCCCACCACGCUACCCUUGCCCAGUCCACCCAGUCACAUCUGUGCAGCCCUCUCUUGGCUUGCAAGAUAACGCUUUUAUUUUUAUUUUAUCUUAUUUUCAUUUUCUUAAGCACAACUGUGUGAGAGUGUAGAAGGGAAGGCUUCUCAGGAGGAACGUGACAGUGGAUUGGGUGGCUGGAGUAGACUAAAGCAGUCAUGUGACGAGGAAGAGGUGAUCUGACCCAUUUUGAUAAGUCUUUAUAAGGAAGAAUAAAAUAAACGUGUAAGCAAAAUUUUCUUUUGUAAAAGCAAAAGCCACAUCUCUUUUCUGGAUCCUUCAGGACUGGGGUUUGUUUGCUUCCUUUUCUGUUUCUGUCUUCUCGCUGCUCUGUGCCCUUGGUUGUUUUGUGGUGGUCCUGUCGUCCCUCGUGCCCCUCGGCCACCUGCUGGCGGCCGAUGGGGUCACUCGGACAUCUACAACCCUGCAACUUUGUACAGAGAAACACAAUCAGCUCUUUCUGCAUGUGCUGGUCAAAUCCAAACCCAGAGAACAGAAGCGCUUUCUAAGAAUGAACAAAUAUGUGAAAUAGGAUGUUUUGUGUAGAUAAAGCAUUCUUGUUACAUACUGGUCAAUUUGUGAUAUGUUUUAACUUAAUGUCUGUGUUUAUUUAUGGAAUUCGGUUUUCUUAAUAAAUGUUUGAGCUAAUAUAAAGCAUAUUAUUUGACUUUUCCGGACAAGUUUAUAUCAAGUUAAAUGUAAAUGGAUAAAAUAAAAUCAUUUUCAGUAUGUGA
This is a messenger RNA of Gorilla gorilla gorilla (western lowland gorilla), 2696 nucleotides long. It is a transcript of the gene OTP, whose product is annotated as orthopedia homeobox. The transcript has 3 exons. Lineage: Eukaryota; Metazoa; Chordata; Mammalia; Primates; Hominidae. The record is from RefSeq and is a predicted model, not a curated record. The coding region runs from base 165 to 1142 and encodes 325 amino acids. Gene Ontology annotation, biological process: neuron differentiation; regulation of DNA-templated transcription. Gene Ontology annotation, molecular function: DNA binding; DNA-binding transcription factor activity, RNA polymerase II-specific.